CCUCCAGAAGUGCAACGAAAGGGACGACAACAGUCGCACACAUUUCAGUUGGGCAUCAUUUCUAAGCAUCAAAUACACUGUAACAACAAGAUACAUUUUGCCAAGGAUUUGAUCUUUUAUUGAUGUUUAUUUGCCAUUUGAAGUUGUGUAUACUUAUAGAGCUCUCAUACACCACAACCACAAAAAAGACAGCUGGAAGGUGAACACUGAACAAACAACAUAUUCUUCAGGUUCUGAUAUGUGUCCGUUGGGUCAGUUUCCGUGUGGGAAUUUGUCAGUGUGUUUGCCUCAACCACAGCACUGCAACGGGCACCAGGACUGUCCUAAUGGAGCAGACGAAGAGAACUGCGUGGAUAACAGCGGUUGGCCCCAUCUGUUUGAUGCCUUCAUGAAAACAAGGGUCCAGGAGUCGAAAGAGUGCAUGUUAGAUGUCUAUCCAGAUGUGUGCCAUUGUGAGGGUCGGAAGGUGAACUGUAAUGGCAAAAACCUCCUCCAUGUACCUGUUGUAUCCUCUAAUGUAACUGCACUAGAGCUGAACAGUAACAGGAUCGAAUCUCUGUCUCGUGAUCUGUUCAUCCGCUACAGACACCUGGAGAGACUACAUUUGGAAAGUAACAGUAUAGAAAUGAUCUCCAAGAGGGCAUUUUCAGGACUGAUCUCUUUGCGUAAACUUUUUUUGAGUCAGAACAGAAUUGCAUCUCUGAAAGCAGGAAUAUUUAGUGACCUCAGCAGUCUGGAGUGGCUGAUUCUGGAUGAAAACAGAAUAUCAUCCCUGCGUCAGAAGUCUUUUGAAGGCCUGAAAUCGUUAUUCUUCCUGUCUUUAUUAAAUAACUCUGUUGAACAAUUUCCUAAAACUUCGAUUUGCCUUGAGAUGCCCCGUCUCAACUGGCUGGAAAUGGAGGGGAAUAGAAUUUCAUCUCUCUGGGCAUCUAGUUUUAAGAACUGCUCCUCUCUUACUGUCUUAGCAUUGAGGAGAAACCGCAUCAGCACCAUUGAGGAGGGAACAUUUGCAGAUAUGCAAAGAUUGAUAGACCUAGACGUGUCUGUGAACCAGAUCAAAGACCUGCCUCCAUCUCUGUUCCAGAACCUCCAGAACCUCAAACAGCUAAAUAUUUCUAACAAUCCCCUGACACACAUAUACGACAAUCAAUUUGACACACUGGUGAAUCUGCAGUCACUGAGUAUGGAGGAGGUAGAGAUUCCCAACAUCAGCAUCAGGAUGUUCCGACCCCUAACUAACCUCACUCACAUUUAUUUUAAGCGUUUUGAAUUCUGUGGAUAUUCUCCCAACGUGCGGAGCUGCAAACCAAACACAGACGGAAUCUCAUCCUUUGAGAAUCUUCUGGCAAACAUCAUUCUGCGCGUGUUUGUCUGGGUCGUCGCCUUCAUCAUUUGCUUCGGAAACAUCUUCGUCAUCUGUCUGCGUUCCUGUAUUGCUUCGGAGAAUCAACAUCACACAAUGGCCAUCAAAUCCCUUUGCUGUGCAGACUGUCUCAUGGGCGUGUAUCUGCUUUUCAUCGGUGCCUUUGACAUCAAGUAUUGCGGCGAGUACAACCGUCAUGCUCAGAUAUGGAUGGAGAGUCUGUCUUGCCAGUUGAUCGGCUCUCUGGCCAUGUUGUCCACAGAGGUGUCCGUCAUGAUGUUGACCUACAUGACAUUAGAGAAGUACCUGUGCAUUGUCUUUCCAUUCCAGCAUUACCGUGCCGGACGAAAACAGACCCUGUGCUCACUGACCUUCAUCUGGUUGCUAGGAUUUAUCAUUGCCGUUAUUCCCUUCUGGGAUAAACAGACUUUUGGGAAUUUUUAUGGGCGGAACGGAGUAUGCUUCCCUCUUCACUCAGACCAGACAGAGAAACCUGGUGCCAGAUGCUAUUCUACAGCUAUUUUUCUCGGUCUGAAUCUGCUGGCUUUCGUGGUGAUUGUGUUCUCUUACUCCAGUAUGUUUUACUCCGUCCAGAAGACAGCGAAGACAGCACGUCAAACAGUAUUUGAUCGAGAAGUCACUAUCGCAAAGCGGUUUUUCUUCAUUGUGUUCACUGAUGCCAUGUGCUGGAUCCCCAUCUUCCUCUUGAAGAUACUAUCACUACUAAGAGUACAGAUCGCUGGUACCCUCAUUCUGUGGGUGGUGAUUUUUAUCCUUCCCAUAAACAGCGCCCUGAACCCCAUCCUGUACACUAUCACAACCAGCGCCUUUCAGCAGAGACUCAAACAAUGUUUGAAAUAUCGCUUCCAGCAGACUAACUGAUACAAACACACACUAUGCACAUGCUCUGAGAUUAAUAUUCCAUGUGGAAUGAAAGGUUAAUAGAGAACAGGAUAAUGACCACACACACAAGAUGCUCUCAUCCAAGUUAAAAAGGCUUAUAAGAGCCUGUAGGGUUGAAGUAAUGAGAGCACACAUGGCAACAUUAACCAGCAGACCAUCAUAAACAAUAUAUCGAGGGGUGAGAACCAGAAGGGCCUAAAUUAAAUUUUUGGUGAAAUGGAGAUAUAUACAUCAAAUGAAAGCUCUUAAUGAGCUCUUUCUACUGGCUGUACUGUCAUCCUUGAGUGUACAAAUUUGUUUUAUAAACAAUUGAAAUCAGUACACAAAGUCAGAUCAAACUAUGGUAAAUUUUUUGUUUUGGCUCUCCUGUAAAGUUGGUGAAAUGUCACUUACGCCCUUCUGGUUCUCACCCCUCGAUAUGCUUAUGCAAGUAAAACCAAGCCUUAUACGAAAAACAAAGAAACGACACACAGUACAUGCAAAUCCAAGAGACUUCAACUGCCAUAUAGACCUAGAGCAGUGCGUGCACACGCAGGGUAAGCCAAACUCUGUGGCUGUCAGAGAAUGCAGGGAGGAAACGGUUCCGGACGGACCCUGGUGGGCUGAGGAUUGGAACCCUUCCGACUGAUUUAAUUGCAUUUUUGUGUGCUUGUGCGGAUGUGUUUGGAAAACAAAGAGGCAGUUGCAUUCAGUCAGGAUAGAAAAUGACCAAAAACUAUAUGGUGGAGGAGAAGAAAUGAAAAUCACUAAAUCACACUAAAACCAAUCCUAGCACUUCAUCUGUGAAAAAAAUACAAGGAAAAUACAGAUCAUUAUGGUGUUCAUGUUGGCAUCAAAGGACAAUUUUUUUCCAGAUUGCUAUUGUUAAAGAUUACAUGAAGUUAUUGUACAAGUCUAUUAUUUAUGGAACUCACGGCUUUCGUUUGUCUGCUGUAAUUUGUCAGUUGUCUACAAGAUGUAAAAUGAA
Messenger RNA from Onychostoma macrolepis, 3233 nucleotides. It is a transcript of the gene rxfp2l, whose product is annotated as relaxin family peptide receptor 2, like. The transcript has 18 exons. Bases 239 to 2245 code for a protein of 668 amino acids. NCBI's taxonomy places the organism in Eukaryota, Metazoa, Chordata, Actinopteri, Cypriniformes, Cyprinidae. Gene Ontology annotation, cellular component: membrane. Gene Ontology annotation, molecular function: G protein-coupled receptor activity; protein binding. Gene Ontology annotation, biological process: G protein-coupled receptor signaling pathway. The record is from RefSeq and is a predicted model, not a curated record.